This is a messenger RNA of Haemorhous mexicanus (house finch), 1760 nucleotides long. It is a transcript of the gene PDZK1, whose product is annotated as PDZ domain containing 1. Gene Ontology annotation, molecular function: protein binding; protein-membrane adaptor activity. NCBI's taxonomy places the organism in Eukaryota, Metazoa, Chordata, Aves, Passeriformes, Fringillidae. Gene Ontology annotation, cellular component: apical plasma membrane. The transcript is spliced from 8 exons. Gene Ontology annotation, biological process: protein localization to plasma membrane. Bases 1 to 1548 code for a protein of 515 amino acids. The record is from RefSeq and is a predicted model, not a curated record.
AUGACUUCUGCUCUGCAGCCCAGAGAGUGCACAGUGACCAAGAAGCCCCAGAAGAAGUACGGCUUCUUCCUGCGGGUUGAGCAGGACACGGCAGGACACAUCAUCCGGAACGUGGAGCGCGACAGCCCGGCCGACAGGGCUGGCCUGCAGGAUGGAGACAGAGUGCUCAGGGUUAACGGUGUCUUCGUGGACAAGAAGGAGCAUGCACAGGUGGUGGAGAUGGUCAAAGCCAGCGGGAAUUCCGUUGUGCUCCUUGUUCUGGAUGAUGCAUCCUAUGAAAAGGCACAAAAGGAGGGAGUGAACUUGGAAGGGCUGGGUCAAAAGACAUCCACAGGCCAACAGCAGGAGCAGCAGUGCCCACCAUCCACGGCCACUGCAGCUCCACAGCCCCGCCUCUGCUACCUGGUGAAGGAGGAGACAGGCUACGGCUUCUCCCUGAAAAGCACAGAAGGACAGAAGGGGUUGUUCAUAGUAGAGCUUUCAUCACAAGGAGCAGCUGCAAAGGCUGGUGUCCAAAAUAACGAUCGCCUGAUUGAAAUCAAUGGAAAAAAUGUGGAAAAUGACACCCACGAGGAAGUGGUGGAAAAGGUAAAGAAGUCUGAAAAUCAUGUUAUGUUUCUACUUUCAAAUGAAGAAACAGACCGCUAUUUCACAAGCCAGAGGAUAGCACUGAACAAAGAGAGCGCCAGCCUAAGGUUGCUUCCCCUCAAACCUCGACUUAUUGAGAUCCAGAAGGGAAAAAGCGGUUAUGGAUUUUAUCUACGGAUGGAACAAAAUACUGGUGACCACGUAAUCAAAGAUGUAAAUUCUGGAAGCCCAGCAGCCAUGGCAGGUCUAAAGGACAAUGACAUCUUAGUGGCUGUCAAUGGCGAGCGAAUGGAUGGGCUGGAUCACGAAAGCGUAGUGGGAAAAAUUAAGCAGUCUGGGGAAAAAACCUCCCUGCUGGUGGUGGAUAAGGAAACUGACAGCAUGUACAAACUGGCUCAAAUUUCCCCUUUCUCAUACUACUACAAAGCACAGGAUUCAACCCCAGCUAAAAUGGAGGAAAGAGUGGAGUUGCACACUGAGCAGAAAGUGAACCACAAGCCAAGGAUCUGCAAGAUGGUGAAAGGACCUAAUGGAUUUGGCUUCAGUUUAAACAUGAUCAAGAACAAACCUGGAUUGUUCAUCACUGAGGUACAAAGCCAGGGAGCAGCUGGCAGAGCAGGUGUGGAAAACAACGACUUCUUGGUGGAAGUGAACGGAGUGAAUGUGACCAGCGAAUCCUAUGACAAGGUGGUGGCAAGGAUCCAAAGCACUGGGGACAGACUGACACUGCUGGUGUGCAACAAAGAUGCUUACAGGUACUUCCAAGGCCAAAACAUUCCCAUCACAGCCUCCAUGGCAGAGUCAGACACUCCCGAGCCUCCUUCUCACACAGAAAACCAUCCACCAGAGCCAGAGAGGAACUCACCUGAGCCAAGGGAAAGGGCAGACUCAUCCUCCUCCUCCCAAUCAGCAGCCUCCACAAGAGCUGACAGUGACAACAGUGAUGACACAAAGCUGUGAAGAGACAAAACUACGCCAAGAACAACAAAAAAGUAACCUGCCAAAUCUUUUCUUCAGUUCUUCUCUGCUAUUCCACCUCUCAGAACUUGGCUGUUCCAAGGAGUACCAGAACCAUAAAGGACUGCAAACUCUUGCUGCAAUAAACACUUCAGUGUAACUUGCAUCCAUUUAACACUCUGCAAUUGUGCUCCACUGGCACAAUUUCUGCCUUG